AUGGUCCUGCUUGCGGCCAUCGAUCAAGGAACUUCCAGCAGCCGCUUCCUCAUAUUUGAGGCUGACACUGGAGAGCUAGUGACAAGCCAUCAGAUCGAGGUGCGGCAGCUGUUUCCAAACCCGGGAUGGGUGGAAAUGGAUCCUACUGAGAUCAUUGAAACAGUCAAAGAAUGCAUAGUUAAAGUUGUCGAGAAGCUUGAACGCCUCGGCAUUUCGGCCGAUGAGAUCAAAUCCAUCGGUAUAGCUAAUCAACGAGAAACUACCGUAGUUUGGGAUAAAGAAACGGGAGAACCGCUGCACAAUGCAAUCGUGUGGUUGGACAAUCGAACAUCAGAUCUUGCCGAAGAAAGCAUUGCAAGAACUAACUCCAAGUACGGUAGCAACCUCUCUAAGGACUACGGUAACUUGAACACUAUUAUUUACAAAGUGCUUUUCAGGUCCAAGGACGAGUUCAAAGAGAAGACCGGUUUGCCAAUCCAUCCGUACUUCAGUGCCCUGAAGUUACGGUGGUUAAUGCAGAAUGUUGACGCUGUUAGACAAGCCCAGGAGAAUGGCCGAUUGCUCUUUGGAACCGUCGAUACUUGGCUUAUUUGGAAGCUGACCGGACGGCACGUCACAGAUGUGUCCAACGCCUCCAGAACCCUUCUACUAGAUCUGCACAAGCGCAAGUGGUCAUCGCAGCUCUGUAAUUUCUUCGAGAUCCCUUCUGAUAUCCUACCAGAGAUAAAAUCUAGCGCGGAGGUUUACGGCACUAUCACUGAAGGUCCUUUACAAGGCUUCCCUAUUGCUGGCUGCUUGGGCGACCAACAAGCCGCACUGGUUGGUCACAACUGUUUGAAGAAAGGAGACACGAAGAAUACCUAUGGAACGGGCACAUUCAUGCUGACCAACAUAGGUACGGAAGUCACCAUCAGCAAGAACGGCCUGCUAACGACAGUUGGUUUCCAGUUCGGUGCCGAUUCGCCAGUCGUGUAUGCGUUGGAGGGUUCGGGUUCAAUCGGAGGAAAUGUUGUCCGUUUCCUGCGCGACAAUUUCAAUUUCAUCAAGGACGCUUCCGAAAUGGAACCGCUCUGCCGGUCAGUGGAGACCACAGAGGGAGUCAUAUUCGUGCCAUGUUUUACCGGUCUGUACACUCCUUACUGGGAUCCAACGGCACGGGGAACCAUCCUUGGCCUUACACAGGUGACAUCUCGUGCUCACAUUUGCCUUGCUGCCCUUCGAGCAGUUGCAUACCAAAGUGCCGAGAUGAUCAAAGCAGUGGAACAGGACCUUGGCGACAGCAACUUGGUCAAGGCCCUCAAGACUGACGGAGGUAUGACUGCCAACGUGCUUUUCAACGAAAUCCAAGCGGAAAUCAUUGGAAAAGAAAUCAAAACCCCGAAAGUCACUGAAAUCUCCGGUUGGGGAGCGGCUGUUGCGGGAGGCAUCGGUGCCCAACAGAUCAGCCUUGACGAAUUUGCUGCUCGAGAACCACCGGCUACUACCUACGUGCCACAUUCGGAUGAGGAACGACGAGCAGCCGAUUUGGACCGAUGGAGAGAUGCUGUGAACAGGGCACGUGGCUGGGCUCAAGCAGCGAAAUAA
This is a messenger RNA of Cooperia oncophora, 1584 nucleotides long. Lineage: Eukaryota; Metazoa; Nematoda; Chromadorea; Rhabditida; Trichostrongylidae. The record is from the annotation of a GenBank genome assembly.